UUUUGCUGAUGGGGGUUUGCGGAUGGUUUUUAAAUCGCAGUGAAAAAUAAGUGAUAAGUGUACGGUUUAUAGUGUUGGAUAAAAACUUUUUCGUUGGAGAAACCGUAUUAGAUUGUGCAUUUAUAUCCAAAUUUAAAGAUAAAGUUACUUUCAGUGGAAAAUAAUGCGCCUAAACGAAAACAUCAUGUUGGUGGGGAGAAACGUAAUGCUGGUGCCCUACGAGAGGAAGCACGUGCAGAAAUACCACCGCUGGAUGCAGGACGAAGAGCUACAGCAACUCACGGCCUCGGAACCCCUGAGCCUGGAGGAGGAAUACCAAAUGCAGCAAAGCUGGCGCGAGGACGACAACAAAUGUACGUUUCUAGUAUUGGACCGGUCGGAGUUCGAAAAAGGUGGAAAUGAAAUCGACUCUCUGGUGGGUGACACUAAUAUAUUUCUUCUUGCUGAAGAGGAACAAGCUUUCAAAACGGGAGAAAUAGAAAUCAUGAUUGCAGAACCAUUAUCCAGGGGAAAGCGCUACGGUUGGGAAUCAACUUUGUUAAUGUUACUCUAUGGUAUCGAUCAGCUAGGAAUUCAACGUUAUAAAGCCAUAACUAAAGACAGCAACACCAAGGCUAUUGGGAUGUUCGGAAAAAUGGGUUUCCAGGAGAUCAAAAGAGUGCCAGUGUUCCAAGAAGUGACCUUCGAAAAACGAGUCGAUCCGGACUGGAUACGGUGGAUCAAACAGGAAGUUUCUCUAGUAAUAAAAUCGUACCGCGAAUAGAUUAAGUUGCUUCUUUUCUUCUUCUUGUCAUAUGUUUAUUUUCGAUUCACUAGUCUUUAGCCUUUCUUUUCUGAUGCCAAAUUUGUUUCGCGGUUUAGUCUCUUGUUUUUAGAUUUAUUAAAUUAUUGUUCCUACCCUACGUAAUUUAGAGCUAUCGAUAAUUUUUACUUUUUUAUUUGAUGAUGAUUAUGAUCUUUUUUUACUACCACUCGCUAAAAUAAAUCUACGUAAACUAAUACCCACUAUAAGAGUAAAUGGCCGACCUUGUCGAUCGAACAUUCGCUAAUUAUUUGGCAGAUUGUAUUAUCCCUUCUGAAGUUUCUCAUUGUUUCUUGUUGUAUUUUAAUCAUUAGACUAUUAGCUACACAGAAGGCAAAUCAUUUAAAUAAAGACAACACAAAGCUACAGCUAUCUGAUGGUUAAUUGCAUUCUUCCCUCACAUACACCAGUGCGGUGACUACUGGCAAAACUACGCAGCUGUCGCAUUUAUGGUGACAUCAUGUGGAGACGACGAUUCACCAAAAAAUUUAAUGAAAAAAUUUGGAAACAGUUUCGCUUUUUCGUGAUGGGAAUUACUGUCAUUUUUCUUGUAUAUUAUUUUAGUCAUUUGAGCGACAGCAAUUCAUGUAAUGUUAGUUUGGUUUUUUAUGCCGUUUAUAGAAAUGUUUGUUUAAUAAAUUAAUUACUUAUACAAAGAAUGCUACCAUCUAAAAUCUUCCUAACAAUGUUCCAAAAUUGCAACCUUAAAGAUUCCAAUGUUCAACGGUAUAUGUUCCGACGUUGUGUGUACAGCUUCUUACAAAUAUUACGAGGAUUGCUAUAUUCUUUUUCUAUUGAUGCGUGUUUUUUUAAAUACUUUACUAUAAAUUGUCUAACUACUUCUUACGGGCUAAAGAUAACUUAGAUAGAUGCUUCACAUGUUAUCAGGAGUAAUGCAAUAUUUUAUGUAUAUGCUUUAAUUCUCAAUAUUCCUUCAAUGCAACAAACGUUUGGAAAAAGUACCGAUAUUUUUGCACACUCAAACUUUCAGGGAAAAAACACAUUUUCACAUUACUUGCACUUAUCGAAACACUCCAAAACACUUUCCUUUUUCAAUCUGAAUUUGAAAAAAACAAUGCUCUCUUGAAAAAAUCUUAGAAUAAUUUUGAAAUCCCAAGAUAAAUAAUUCACUUUUCAAAAAGCUGUAUCAUAAAUUUCAUAAUAAAAUCAGAGUUAUUUCAACGAAUCAAACUGGUCGUAUGUCUCUCGAUUCCUUGUUUUUUCUGGCAAAUAACGGGCAGUGAUCGAAUGUUGUUAUAGUUGUUUGCUAAAGUGUGUUUUUUUUUGCUUCUAUUUCAUGUCUUGUUUUAGCGUUAGAAAAACGUAGCUAAGAAUGAACUUCUUCGGUGCUGAAUAAGUAUGUUUCUCUGUGCAUUUUGUGCAGCAGAUUUAUUCCUGCUAGACGAGCCAUUUUGGCCACCUUCCCUUUUUUGUAAUUGCUUGAUCAUUAACUCGCGCGAGCAAUUAUCAAUCUAGCCACACUUGUUCUCAGUAACAGGAUUUGCUUUGUUGUAGAUGUGUGCAUUGUGAAUAAAUUACUUAAGGUUAAUGUUAAUGCUUUUGUAUUGAUAUCGAUGAUGAAAAAUGAAGCCCGUUCAAAGAAACAAUCUUCAGAAAUUUGCGGGUACUUGGAUUUAGUAAUUCUAGUAAAGUCUGGAGGCAUUUUAUGAACAUUAAAACACAAUUGUACAAAAACAAUUCUGAUUAAUCUAACAUUUAAACUAAUACAUAAUGCGUGUUUGUUCUUAGUCUAAUUCAGAGCAAUUUACAAAUUUCAAUUUAAUUCUAAAUUAACACUAAACAUUACGAUGUAAUACGAUUCAUUUGCAAUCUUAAAUAGUCUAUAAAUCUGAUUUGCGCCGUAAGAUUACGACAGACUCUAACAUAAUCAUGAGGAUAAAUUAGCCCUUAUUUGAACUGAGAAUAAAAUGCUCAGUUUUAGGUCUCUCAAGACAAGUUAUUCUUUUCAGGGAAUCUUUCCCCGAUUCCCAUCGUAACUGUUCUCGAGAAUCCAUCAUGCACCGAACUGAUAGUUGUCUGUUUUAAAUUAGGUAGAAAAAAUAGGUUAUUACCUACCAGUGAAGAUAUUGAUCGAGUUGGUUCCACCACGCUUCCGGAUCAGGCGUGCUGAUACUACAAAAAUGAAUAAAAAAAAUAAUAAUUAGGGGUCUUAAGCAAAACUACCUAAAACCUAAAAAACUUACUGGAACUGUCCUGCGGUGUCAGUGGCUUUUCGAGCACCCUCUGGAUGACUGCCAUCCACUCGUCACGAUCCUGCUCGCUAUGCGACGACAGAUUGUAGGUUCUCUCCGGGGUGAACAACGUAAAACUGAACCCUUGAUCUUUGGCUCCAACCGGGGCUCCUAUCCGAAGGCUGUAUCCAUCAAGCUGAUUCCCGAGAAAGAUUUCACCCUUCGGGUUGGCAUCCAGCGGAUCGUCGUGGUACAUCAGCUUACGAUCAUCCAAAGUGAACCAUCGCCGUUUGUAGCUAUCGGUCGUACGGGGACCGGUUUUCAGCAGCCAUCCUUCGCGGGCGAAAUCGUGUGUCAAAAAAUCUACCAAAUCACUUUCCGAUGCACUAGGGUAGGCAAUCUGUAGCCUAUGCAACUUAGCACAACGGAUAGCCAUGUACCAGUUGUUGAUCUCCUUCGGAUCGUCAUGAUAAACGUAAAUGUGCCGGGUCGUGCCAUCUUUCAUGAAUGUCAAUUGCAGCGAAUUUGGAUUGCCGACCUUGGCAGGAGCGUAAACCACAUUGAGUUCCGUUAUUCUUAGGAUAGCCUUUGGUUCACGUUUCUCCUUCACAAAGUAGCGCAGAGUGUCGUCCGCCUCCGAAAGCACAAACUUGCGCAACUGGUAGCGACUGUCCUCUUUGCCUCGUUUCAUCAGAAAACCUUCCAUGUGGCCGGAAGUGUAGGCCGGUCGUUCGUUCAUG
Molecule: messenger RNA, 3734 nt
Organism: Uranotaenia lowii
Lineage: Eukaryota; Metazoa; Arthropoda; Insecta; Diptera; Culicidae
Product: alpha/beta-tubulin-N-acetyltransferase 9
Exons: 3
Coding region: 164-763 (199 amino acids)
Biological process (GO): protein acetylation
Molecular function (GO): N-acetyltransferase activity
Source: RefSeq, a predicted model, not a curated record